Molecule: messenger RNA, 2361 nt
Organism: Peniophora sp. CBMAI 1063
Lineage: Eukaryota; Fungi; Basidiomycota; Agaricomycetes; Russulales; Peniophoraceae
Source: the annotation of a GenBank genome assembly
AUGGCUUCCAUCGCGGCAAACAAACGACUGAAACCAAAGAUUAAACCACCGCGCAAGCAUGGAACGAACAUCUCUGUGGACGAGACAUGGUCGAAGCUCACGCACAACAUCCGGGAGAUCCAAUACCACCGCGCACACACGCUAUCGUUCGAAGAGAACUACCGGUUCGCGUACCAGAUGGUGAUCAUGAAGAACGGCAAACAGUUAUACGAGGGGACUGUCGAUCUCGUGGUGGAGAACCUGGACAGGCUCGUUAAGGAGAUCCUGCAGCCGAACUUCCCGACGAGCCUUGACCAGGACCCGAUGCAGCGUGCGCAUGACGAUGCCAGGCUGUUGAGCGCGCUGAGCGAGGUGUGGGCGGAUCAUAAGGGGAGCAUGGACAAGAUUGGGAGUAUAUUGAAGUACAUGGACCGAGUAUGGACAAAGGACGCGCACCUGCCCGAGAUCGUCGAAAAGGGCCGCGAGCUCUUCCUCAAGCACAUCAUACGCCCGCCAAUACAGGGUCACGUGCAGUCUGCGGUACUGGGCCUGUUGCGGAUCGAGCGCGACGGAUACGUGAUCAAUCGCUCGUCCGUGACGGGCUGCGUGGACGUCCUGCUCCAGCUCAACGACCCGAGCGGUCUCACGGUGUAUAAGCGCGACUUGGAACCGGUCGUGUUGAGUGAGAGUCAGGCGUAUUAUAAGGCGGAAGGCGAGAGGUUGUUGGAGACGUGCGAUGCGCCGGAGUACUUGCGAAGAGUAGAGGCGCGCUUUACAGAAGAGGACUCGCGAGCGCAUCAAUGUCUCUCCGUACAGACAGCGAAGCCUCUCGAACAUAUUUUGCAAGAGACCCUCCUCACUCCACAUCUCAUGAACGUCCUCCGAAAGGAGAACUCUGGUCUGGACGCCAUGAUCGACAAAGACAGCGUCAACGAUCUAUCGCGUCUAUACAGCCUCUACUCGGAGGUACCAGAGGGAGUGCCGGCCCUUCGACGCGCCAUCAAGGACUCGAUUGUGCGCCGCGGCACCGCCCUGAACACGGUUACGAACGGAGAGGGAGAGUCGGUUGGGGUGGAUGAGGAGGCUGAGGCGGUGCAAGGGAAGGGCAAAGGGAAGGCGAGGGCGGGUGGAGGUGGAGGCGCGCAGAGUUUGGCGCUGGCGUUGAAGUGGGUGGAGGAUGUGCUCGCGCUCAAGGACAAGUUCGACAAUGUCCUUAUCUCGAGCUUCCGGAGGAACCGAGAUCUCGAGAGUGGCAUGAACGAGGCAUUCGAAACGUUCAUCAACCAACAACCCCGCGCCCCCGAAUUCACCUCCCUCUUCAUCGAUGAGAACCUCAAGAAAGGCCUCAAAGGCAAAACGGACGAAGAAGUCGAAGAGGUCCUCGGCAAGACGAUCACCGUGUUCCGGUAUCUCACCAAGAAGGACGAGUUCGAGCUGUACUAUAAGAACCACCUCGCUAAACGGCUAUUGAACAACAGGAGUGUCAGCGACGACGCGGAGAGGGGCAUGCUGGCCAAGUUGAAGGUCGAGUGCGGGUAUCAGUUCACGCAGAAGUUGGAGGGGAUGUUCCAUGAUAUGAGGAUCAGCGCGGAUACGAUGGAGGCGUAUAAGGGACAUGUCAGGAAACUCGAGACUGCGCCCGAAGUCGAUAUGGCCGUGACAGUCAUGACCGCAACACUCUGGCCCAUGUCAACGAUCCCCAUGCCCUGCACACUCCCACCCGUCCUCAUCCGCUCCUCACAUGUCUUCGAACAAUUCUAUCUCGGCCGACAUAACGGUCGUCGCCUAACGUGGUUGCCCUCCCUCGGAACGGCCGACGUGCGCGUACGGUUCAACGCGCGGAGUCACGAGCUGAACGUGUCGACGUUCGCGCUUUGCGUGUUAAUGUUGUUCGAGGAUGUGGAGGAGGGAGGCUUUUUGACGUAUGAGGAGAUCAAGGAGUCAACGGGCAUACCCGAGGCGGAGUUGAUGCGCAACCUCCAGUCGCUCGCCUGUGCCAAAUUCAAAGUCCUCAAAAAGCACCCCCCCGGCCGCGACGUCAAAACGGACGACUCGUUCUCCUUCAACGAGUCCUUCUCGGCUCCGCUGCAGAAGAUCAAGAUCAGCACGGUGGCGGCGAGAGUGGAGAGCGGGGUGGAGAGAAGGGAGACGCAGGAUCGGAUCGAGGAGGAGAGGAAGCACCAGACUGAGGCGGCGAUCGUCAGGAUUAUGAAGGAUCGGAAGACGAUGGCGCAUAAUGCGCUUGUUAAUGAGGUUACGAGGCAGUUGGCGAGUCGGUUCCAGCCGAAUCCGGUGCAGAUUAAGAAGAGGAUUGAGGGGUUGAUUGAGAGGGAGUAUUUGGAGAGGUGUGCGGAUAGGAAGUCGUAUAAUUACUUGGCAUGA